Molecule: messenger RNA, 4871 nt
Organism: Spirometra erinaceieuropaei
Lineage: Eukaryota; Metazoa; Platyhelminthes; Cestoda; Diphyllobothriidea; Diphyllobothriidae
Source: the annotation of a GenBank genome assembly
AUGCCAAAGUGCCCUAGCUGCGAUAAGGAGGUCUAUUUCGGUGCGAUUUACUUUGCUCAUCCUGCUAGCUAAUGUUCUUCCUCUAGCUGAGCGUGUGACGUCCCUCGGAAAGGACUGGCAUCGGCCAUGCCUGAAGUGCGCGAAGUGCGGCAAAACGCUCUCGCCAGGGGCGCACGCUGAAGUAUGUCCCCGAGUUUUUUUAAUGUAUUUUGGACUGAUUUGGGCGCAAACCACGAUUAAAAUAAGUGUACUAAAGGUCAAAAUAUCGAACUAGACAGUGUUUAUUCAAAGUUUUAAGCAUAGUUUACACUUUGCUACCACUCACUUGAGAUGUGGAACUACGAUCAUAUACUAUUGCAUACAUCGGGGCAUGCUGACGCUCAUUUGCAGUUUUUCAGCUUCUUAUUUUCCCCAGAAAUUAAUCGUUAACUUUGGGCUAAUCAGUCUGUUUGGGACUUAUAGGUCUAGACUGAAUUUUUAUAUGAAUAUUUAGGCCAAAAGUCCAUCAGCCACUGCGGAAUAACCGCGUAAUAUUCAUAAACUGCCAACAGGCAGCCAACAGUAUAUACUGAGAUAGCACGACAUACCAUAUCGUACUUUUAGCUAGUAUCUGUGCUGUCAAAUAUGGUAUGUCGUACUAUCUCAGUACUUAUAAUUUUGUCAAUCACCCACAAAGAUUAAUAAUAAGUAAGAUAUGCUCUUUCGGUUACUUCUUCGUAUGUGGCUGAAUAAUCUUUUCUGAUUGGGUAUGAAUUCGGUUGUUGCAGUCAUUCAUUGUAAGAAAUCAAGUCAAAUUCAACAAGAGUAAAUAGAAGUCUUAAAAACAUACCCAGUUUUUGGAGAAAUGGCUGACAUUUCUAAGUAUCAAUCCACAUGAAUACAAAUUGGAGGCAUCUUCAUAGAUAUACCGUAGGAUUUUACAGGGAUAAAUCAUUCCAAUCGUCAAGGGCCAUGACUAAACUAGAAAAACGGUAUACUCCGUCGGCAGAAUCAACAAAGAUGUGGGUGAUAUGGUUCGCACAUAUACGCAUACACCUUUCUGAAAUUAAGGUGUCUAACCGUGACAAGUCAGAACUUGUCAAUUUAUUUUUUACAAUCAUACUCAUGGUAAAUGUAUAAAUAAAGCAUUUCCAGCACUAUAACAAGGACCCCCUUCCAAAAAUCGCCUUUCAUGAAGAUAACCCCUACGGUAGAAAUUUAUACUUUACUAGUAGAAUCCCGGAAGUAGGUAAUGUUUAGUGAAAACGAAAUGAUUAAACGCUUAAAAGACUCACACGUCAAAAUCCUUAAAAAGUCCAACCUUGUGCAAGAAGGCAAAAACCUCGUAAGUGAGAAGUGAUUGCGAUAAAAUUUUACAAAAACAAGCCCAUAAACUAGGCCUUAGUCCUUUUCCAAAAAAUAUUUUGGAAUUCAGUGCGACAAUGAACCUUAAAUUAUAAUUAUAGUGGAUGUGUCGUGGGAGCAUUUUAUUCCGACUUAAACAUGUACCUGGAACAGGCCUGACUGAUAAACGUCAACACCACCCAAAAGCAGCUACUAUCAUACUUAUCCUUGUUGUUUUAUGGUUUUCCUCGACAACUUUUAGUCAACGGAACGAGUGAGUUCCGUAGGAACGAUCGGUGAGCGCCCCCAACCAUUGUAUAUUCCCGAUUGAAAACCGGCAAGGCAACGGGCUCGUGGCCCAGUGGUUAGGGGCGGGGACUUCUAAAUAACAGGUCGCGAGUUCGAGCCUCGGGUGUUGCACACUUUGGGGUUGGGUAUGGCUGGCUGACGACGGCUAAUAAGCCAGAAAUGGUCAUUCUAGUCUCCCUUGUCUUUGUCGGUAAUGCCAUUCUGUCAAUAGAUUUUGGGUCCGCUGAAUCUUUGAGCAUUCACGACUAUUGUACGAUGUACCUGAACAAAAGAUGCCGUCAUCCAUCGAUACCUUGAAUUGCCUGAAUGCGUUUUAUCUAUUGCGAAACCGGUCUGGAUAUGUGCAAGAAUGUAACGUCGAGGUUGUCAACUGAAAACGUAGCAGAACGCAGCGGCUGCCAAGACUCAAACGGGGUCUUUUAGUUUUUUUAACAGUGAUUCGGAGAACCUUAACUCACUUUUAGUCCAGUCGAUUUAUCCAAGCGCAAUAGAGUCAAAACUUCAUUCUUUCGGACGCGAUCUGCAUAAACUCUUUGUGUAAUCAUUACAUAACUAAAUCUCAAAACGUUCUUAAAGUUUUUUUGAAGAGGACACUGUCAGGAACUAACUGAACUAUAGGACAACGCAAAAAUUUGAAAGUAAUCUAUCCAGUGAUUCGCCUCCGUCAAUUGGUCAAUAACGUUUUAUUUUAACGAAAUCGGGAUAAAACAACGAUCUAAAUGAAACCGCCGUAAAUAAACAACGAUUUUCACGCCACCAAUCUUCCUCCACGGGCAUGAGUCGUAAUCCAAACAGAGAAUAAAGUAUGCUCUGCUAAAAAAAAGGCCGAAAAUAUAUGGCAUUUUCCCGUACAUCAGAGCUUCAUUUCUCAGGGACAAUAGUCCAUAUUAUUCCUUCAAAAUUUAAGAACCACAAACUUCCCUUCCGUACGUUUUGAAUUAGCUCAUAUCUAACAUUUAAAAUAGCUUGUUGCACUUAAGUGCUUUUACCUUAAAAAGCGUUUGUUUCACUUUGCAUGCGACGAACAAAAUGCCUCAGAGUGACGCAGAUCUUCCUUCUGAACGAUACUCAGUUGAUUUUAUAGUUGGAGAAAUAGUAUUUUAAUAAUAUUUGAUAGGACAGUGUACGCCAUUCAAAUGGUCUAGGUUGUGAUUUUGACUGUUAAGCAUAUUUGAUCCAAGAAUUUAGAUACAUGACUUAUUGACCGUUCCUUAUUAACCAGUAGACUACUUUCUGCAUCCCGAAUGAUCAUUAUAAUGCUAAUUCUCUGAAAACCCACGCCCUUUUUUCUAUUCAGCAUGAUGGGAAGCCUUAUUGUAAUACGCCGUGCUAUAAAGCACUUUUUGGACCUAAAGGUAAGUGUAGAAAGCGAAUUAAAUCCACAUACAUUGAGCUUGUGCCUUUAGUGUUAGAAGUUUGUACGUCUAAGCUCAUCAACAUAGAUAGAGUAGUAUUCCUGGUGUCUAUAAUUUCCUAUAAAAGCAUAUAUCUUUUACACGUUUCGGUUUUGCAAACGAUGAUCUUAGAGAGGUCAGCAUACAAGUUUUCAGCAUAUUUCUCCUAAACAUCAGCAUAUUCAUGUGACUUCCCAUAAGUGUUUAUCGAUCUUGCUCGCUUCUUCGGUACUUACCUUACCGGACGGUAUCCAGUCGAUUAACUAGUUUCCUUUCCGAAACAAGCUGCUUUGGCUAAGAUUUCUACUUGUGAGUUAUUUUAGUUAUUUCCAAUGCCGUAGAAACUGGCUAACAUCGUGCAAUACGCUAUAAUUUUCCAUCGGGUGCAAUUUUUGGUGGGCUUGCAGAAAUACGCCAAGGCAACCGUCAGACAAGUCUUAGUUGUUACACCUACUAGCGAUCACAGUUUGAAGACCGUAUCAGUUGCCACGAUGUACAUCAUUUUAGCUGAGACCGCCGGCGUUACCGCUGAUAUGUACUCCCUGAAGGACCAUUCGGUGUUUGGCUCACGCACAACUUACGUCAUGAUAUUUUGUUUACGUCCCCCGGCGUCCUUACACAACACCGCCCGCAAGAUGUUGCGUCCAACCUUCGUUUGUGCACUCUCAGUUGGCAGCAAGGGGCGAAGGUACGCUUUCGACUAUGCUGAGACAGUGUUCACUCUAUCCUGAAGUUCGCUAAGAAACAAUGGCGGGCGUUUGAGCGAAGGGUAUAUGUCAACAUAGUAAACCAUACCUCGAGGCGACAGGGAUUUAACCAAACAUUUCCGCGAUAGAAAAGGUUUUAGUCCUUGGGGAGUUUUUGCUCAUGAAGCAGCCAGUCUGCAAGAGAGCAAGUUUGUUACGCUUCAAACUGAUGUCCAGACAUUCAAAGCCUUUGUCGGACUGAUGCACUUUACUUUAAGACCGAUUUAAUAUUUCAAAAUGGAGUGGUCUCGCAAUUAACUGAAGGGCAGUAGGGAAUAACAGUUGCAUCUGUAAAAGGGGAAGACAGUUUUACUAUAAAAUGCCUGUCUUUUGUCGUAGAGCUCGCAUAAACUUUCCUUAAAGAGUUUCUAAGUAGAAGGUUAAAUCGUGCUCUCUACACUUGCAACAUCAAGUUUUCUUAUUGUCGCCCAUCGUGACAAUAAAGUAGGCAGUCAUUUACUGUAAAGUAGAAAAUUCAACCUUCAUAAAGGAAUUUAGAAAUCGAGCGAUCUCCACUGCGGAUGGCGCAAAAAUCCAUCAUUUCCACAGCAGGAUCUGAAAAUGUGGAGGUUAUUGUAUAAUGCUAUGUCUUACUUCCAAGGUCGCCUUUAGCGUUAUUAUACGUGGGCUCGGAAUUUUCGCCGAAACCAUCUGAUUGAAGUUAUUACCUAAUGAAGAACACUUUAUUGCAUUCGAAAACUCGAACUCUACAGGGAAUGUUCUAGGAAGCUUAAAUUCAGAGCAGUAAUGAAAUGCAUGUAGGAAUCGCUAAAGUACCACUUCGUCGUCACUAUCCUUUGUGAGUAACUGUUACACAGGAUUUUUAAGCACCUUAGUUGUGGGGGCGGGAAAUGCAAGAUUAUUUUUGUAAAGUUUUCCACAAUUUGAAAGACAUGUGUUCAAAACGACGUUUAAAAUGUUCGUUAACAAGAAUAUUUUUGAACUGAGAAGCUUCUAAUACCAAUAAACUGCACCUUCCUCUCCCGACAUGUUAGGAUAUGCUGAAGAUUUCGGAGUUAUAUGAUAACUUCAAACUAUGACAAUCAACCAUUGGCAUUUUUCAGGUGUUGGGGUCGGAAGCUCUUAUCAGUACGAUUGA